Messenger RNA from Triticum urartu, 500 nucleotides. RefSeq lists its product as uncharacterized. Lineage: Eukaryota; Viridiplantae; Streptophyta; Magnoliopsida; Poales; Poaceae. The record is from RefSeq and is a predicted model, not a curated record.
UGCUGAACUUGAGGAGAAGCAGAGGCAACUCAACCUCGAGCUGGAAUUGGCCGAGCAAAAUCUGAAGAAAGCUCAAGAUGAAGCUGCUGAGAAAAUGAAGUUGGCUCUGGAGAAGAAGGACUCGGACCUCGCCGCUGUGCAGAAGGAAGCCCAAGAUAAAAUUGCCCUUGCAGACCAGAAGCUGGCUUCAGCCGGAGCGCUGGAAGGGGAGGUGAACAAACUGAAGUCCUGCCUCAGUGAGUCCAACCGAGAAGUGAGUCGUCUGAAGAAGGACAAGAUUGUCCUGAAUGAAAAGCUGGAGUCUGCGGUCCACAAGAGGAAUGACACGGAAGCUUAUCUGAGAACUCUUGCCAAGAAGCUCUAUCUGAUGCUGGAAGGUACUCCUUUCAACCCGAAUGCGUUGAUGCUUGCAGAGGUUUGUAGGACAGUAGCAAAUUUCCCUCAAGUGGAUGGCCUAAGGUUUAUCAAUCCGUAGGAGGCGUAGGAUGAAGAUGGUCUCU